This is a messenger RNA of Cucumis sativus (cucumber), 1399 nucleotides long. RefSeq names its product abscisic acid receptor PYL8. Gene Ontology annotation, molecular function: signaling receptor activity; abscisic acid binding; protein phosphatase inhibitor activity. The record is from RefSeq and is a predicted model, not a curated record. The transcript is spliced from 3 exons. The coding region runs from base 321 to 875 and encodes 184 amino acids. Gene Ontology annotation, biological process: abscisic acid-activated signaling pathway. Lineage: Eukaryota; Viridiplantae; Streptophyta; Magnoliopsida; Cucurbitales; Cucurbitaceae. Gene Ontology annotation, cellular component: nucleus; cytoplasm.
GGUUUUUCUUUCUUUUUUUAUAUUUUGAAGCGAUGAGGAUGAUUGAGAAACGUGAGGUUAUAUUUCUUGUCUCCUUCCCUCUUCCCUCUUCAUCAGGCAACUCAAUGACGACCUUCUCCGCCGUCCUUCUCUCCUCUCCGGUCAUCUGACCUUUCGCCGGAACUCCUCUCACCCCCUCACCUUUCCUAAUUCUAAUGCUUCCUACUUCCAAUUCUCCACACUUUCCCAUCCUUUUACCAAUACCCAUGACCACCUCCCCUUUUUAGGUUUCACCCUCUUUUUAUUUCUGGCUUUUCUUCUACCUCACCUAUUUUUCCAUAAUGAGUGGUACUGCUGGAUUUACCAGCUUGGAGAGGGAGUGUAUUAGGAGGCAUCACAGGCAUGACCCUGCUGACAAUCAGUGCAGCUCCGUGCUAAUCAAGCACAUCAAAGCUCCUGUUCCUCUUGUUUGGUCUUUGGUGAGAAGAUUUGAUCAACCCCAAAAAUACAAGCCAUUUAUAAGCAGGUGUGUAGUGCAGGGGAAUCUUGAGAUUGGAAGUCUUAGAGAAGUUGAUGUCAAGUCUGGGCUCCCAGCCACCACAAGCACCGAAAGGUUGGAACUUCUUGAUGAUGAUAAACAUAUCCUUAGCAUCAGGAUAGUUGGUGGUGAUCACAGGCUUAGGAACUACUCUUCAAUUAUCUCCCUUCAUUCAGAAAUCAUAGAAGGAAGGCCUGGGACUCUCGUUGUUGAGUCAUUCGUGGUGGACACUCCUGAAGGAAACACAAAGGAUGAGACUUGCUUCGUUGUAGAGACAUUGAUCAAAUGCAAUCUCAAAUCUCUAGCUGAUGUCUCAGAAGGGCUUGCCAUUCAGGAUUGGACCGAGCCUAUAGUCUAAGAGAAAUCCUUAAAGAUUGUCUGGAUGGAAAAGGGUGGGGAUGAGACUUGCUGUGAUAUUACACACCAAGGCAUAUUGGAUCUACAUUGUUAUGGAGCCAGACUGGAAGUAAUACUACUCUCUCAAUACACAUUUCACACUUACUCCCUUUGCUGGUUAAUUGUGUUUAAAUUAUAGGCUGCUGUCUUCCAUGGUUGAAGUACCCGUCUUUACAAAGGAAUUCAACACCCAUUCAAGAAUAAGAAGUAUAGAAGUACCCCUUGCUUCGUUUCCAGGAUUUUGGCUAGGUAGUGUAGGAUUUAUGGUUGUACGCACAAUGAGACAUUUAUGAGUUUACUGGUUAAUUAUUUUGGUUGCUAGUUUCGGAUAGUGAAACUAGGUCUUGAUUUAAGUAUUGUCCGUCUAUUGUUGGAUAUUUUACUUAUCACGUAAUGUUGGUUGGAGUUAUAUAACCAUGCUUGUAACUAUCUGGAAAUCAGGGCCACAUAAACAUAAAAAAAAUAUUUGACAUUUCUUUGAUUUGA